AGACAGUUUUGGAGUUUGAAAAGACUCACCCUGCUGUUAAGAAUCUGUGCUCAAAGCUGAGGAGCGAAGCCGCUUGCCAAAAUGUGUAAAGGACUUGCAGCUUUACCCCAUUCAUGCCUGGAAAGGGCCAAGGAGAUUAAGAUCAAGUUGGGAAUUCUCCUCCAGAAGCCAGACUCGGCUGUUGACCUUGUCAUUCCAUAUAAUGAGAAGCCGGAGAAACCAGCCAAGACCCAGAAACCCUUGCUGGACGAGGCCCUGCAGUGGCGUGAUUCCCUGGACAAGCUCCUACAGAACAACUAUGGACUUGCCAGCUUCAAAAAUUUCCUGAAGUCUGAGUUCAGUGAGGAAAACCUUGAGUUCUGGAUUGCCUGUGAGGAUUACAAGAAGAUCAAGUCCCCUGACAAGAUGGCUGAGAAGGCAAAGGAAAUUUAUGAAGAAUUCAUCCAAACUGAAGCUCCUAAAGAGGUGAAUAUUGACCACUUCACGAAGGACAUCACCCUGAAGAACCUGGUGCAGCCUUCUCUGAGCAGCUUUGAAGUGGCCCAGAAAAGAAUCCACGCCCUAAUGGAAAAGGAUUCGCUGCCUCGUUUUGUGCGUUCUGAGUUUUAUCAGGAGUUGAUCAAGUAG
Trichechus manatus latirostris (Florida manatee) is the source of this 627-nucleotide messenger RNA. It is a transcript of the gene RGS5, whose product is annotated as regulator of G protein signaling 5. Bases 82 to 627 code for a protein of 181 amino acids. The transcript is spliced from 5 exons. Lineage: Eukaryota; Metazoa; Chordata; Mammalia; Sirenia; Trichechidae. The record is from RefSeq and is a predicted model, not a curated record.